This is a messenger RNA of Raphanus sativus (radish), 997 nucleotides long. RefSeq lists its product as uncharacterized. Bases 144 to 776 code for a protein of 210 amino acids. Gene Ontology annotation, molecular function: double-stranded DNA binding. Lineage: Eukaryota; Viridiplantae; Streptophyta; Magnoliopsida; Brassicales; Brassicaceae. Gene Ontology annotation, biological process: regulation of DNA-templated transcription. The record is from RefSeq and is a predicted model, not a curated record. The transcript has 3 exons.
CUUUUCUCUCAACAACAAUGGUUGGUUCUUCCUUCUUCUCUCCCCUAUACACCUAACCUUCUCAAUACCAACGGUUUCAUAUCUGACUCAGUGUUUCUGAUUAGCUAGCGACCAAGUUAAAGAGUAUCUUCGCAGCCCAGGAAAUGUUAGGAAGCUAUUUAGCUUCACCGUUGGCUACAGUGGGUUCUGUCAAAUGUUUUCGACACUCUGCAGGUGAUUUUGUAACAUACAGUAAUGUUUUACCAUUGAGACCGAACUUGUCUUACCAUGGUGUGGUUGGAGGAGUAAUAUCAUCUCGUGUGUCACGAAACAAGUGGAUAGUGGUUUGUUCAACAACACAAGUGGAAACCUCUGGUGAUGAGCCAAAGACAUGGGAAGAAUGCAAAGAAGCUUUGUCUUGUUUUGAUUUCAGCGUAGAGGAGCAAGACAAGAUACUAGGAAAAGCGUUUGGUCAUAUCCACUCGCCGUACUGGACAGAAGAACGAGUGAAAGAGAAUCCAAAGGUGGAAACUUUGAAUCAUGUAGUCGAGUUCCUUAGAAGUCUCGGUUUGUCUGACGAAGAUCUUCACAAAGUGCUGAAGAAGUUCCCGGAAGUACUCGGUUGCAGCCUAGAAGAAGAGAUGAAACCCAACAUUGGGAUCUUGGAAAGUCAAUGGGGGAUUACGGGUAAGUCGCUGCGAAGUCUGUUGCUUCGGAAUCCCAAAGUGUUGGGGUACAAUGUGGAUUGUAAAGGAGAUUGUAUUGCUCAGUGCACUCGGUGUUGGGUUCGGUUUUAGUCUUUCACUAGUUCGUUUGUUCCUCAAGGAGAAGAGUUGGUUUGUAUCUAGUCUACAGCUACUGAAAUAAACAAGCACUAGAACACCCGCUCAUUUUAUAAAUAUAUAACUAAAUGUUUUAAAUAUGUGAUAUAUAUUUGGUAUUAUAUAUUGCACAACUUUGUAAUUUUAUUGUUUCAAUUUUUUUAUUCAACGUUAUUAAUAUAUAAUGAAUUGUUAUA